Tremella mesenterica DSM 1558 is the source of this 1302-nucleotide messenger RNA. RefSeq lists its product as uncharacterized. Lineage: Eukaryota; Fungi; Basidiomycota; Tremellomycetes; Tremellales; Tremellaceae. The record is from RefSeq and is a predicted model, not a curated record. Gene Ontology annotation, cellular component: cytosol. Bases 1 to 1302 code for a protein of 433 amino acids. The transcript is spliced from 5 exons. Gene Ontology annotation, biological process: carbohydrate metabolic process; GDP-mannose biosynthetic process. Gene Ontology annotation, molecular function: zinc ion binding; mannose-6-phosphate isomerase activity.
AUGCAAUCAAAACUCAUUUUCAAACUAAACGUAGGUAUACAAUCUUACGCUUGGGGUAAAAAAGGUCGUUCUUCACUCGCUGCUCAAUUAGGAGAGAAAUCUGUGGUUGGGUUUGAAUCUGAUGAAGAGAAGACUUAUGCAGAGUUAUGGAUGGGAACACAUCCUACACUUCCUUCAACUCUAACCGCAACAUCUACACUUUUAUCAGAUCAUUUGGAAAAACAUCCAGAAUUGAUAGGUCAUAAAGUCCUUUCUGCAUUCCCAGAAAGUAAAAAAGGUUCAUUACCUUUUUUAUUCAAAGUUCUUAGUAUUGGGACCGCUUUGAGUAUACAAGCUCAUCCUGAUAAAGAAUUGGCCAAGAAGUUGUUUGAUGAACGUCCGGAUGUAUAUAAAGACAACAACCAUAAACCCGAAAUGGCCAUCGCCCUCACGCCUUUCCUGGCGUUUUUGAACUUCCUCCCCCUUCCUCAAAUCCUUCUUCAUCUUCUCACCGUCCCAGAACUAUCUUUCAUCCCUUUUUCCCUCACAAACUCCCUCGCCGCUUCCCUUUCCCUCCCUACUACUCUCCCACCGGACACAUCAUCUUUCACAUCCACCGAUGCUCCGACGGAAGAACAAAGACAAAUCCUCAAAGAUAUAUUCGAAGCGUUCAUGUCUGCCCCCGAGUCGGUGUACAAACCCGCUGUGAGAUCUCUGGUGGAGAGGUAUGAGAAGAACGAAAGUUUGACACCUAACGAGGAAAGUUUGAGAGAGUUGACUUUGAUGUUGGAUGAACAAUAUCCUGGGGACGUAGGUGUUUUAUGUGUGUUUUUGUUAAAUGUCGUGGAGUUGCAAGUUGGUCAGGCGGCGUUUUUAGGAGCUAACAUGCCUCAUGCGUAUAUCUCUGGAGACAUUAUCGAAUGUAUGGCGACAUCUGACAAUGUCGUUCGCGCUGGUCUCACUCCUAAACUUCGAGACGUCCCAACUCUAGUUUCGAUGUUAACAUACGAUGCUGGUCCAGGAUCAAAACAACUCUUACGGCCUGUGAAGUUUUCCACAAAUUCGGAAUUAUACGAUCCUCCCAUUGAUGAAUUCUCAGUGGUCAAGGUGUCGUUAGGAAGUGCAGAGAUAGAUGAACACAAAGCGGUGGAAGGACCAAGUGUGGUUGUUGUUACUUCUGGGAGAAAGACGGCGAGAAGAGGGCGAGUGGAGGAAGAAGUUUUGGUGGAAAAAGGAGAUGUGGUAUUUAUUGCUUGUGGGACUAAAAUACAAUGGACGGCAGAAGAUAAAUUGGAAGCUUUCCGUGCUUUUGUUGAAGCGUGA